AUGGGGAUGAAAAUCUGUAUCUCAGUGCCUCAGAAGCCUGUAAAGGAAGCCAAGCAGAGGAAAUCCAACAGGAGUCAAGUCAUCUUCUUGCCUUCCUAUGGCAGUAACAGGAGUACCGAGUUCCGGAGGACUGCCGAGCAGGAGGAACACAUCAAGUUGGUACACCCAAAAGCAUCCCAGCCAGGGUGGAAACUCUUUGUGUUGGAAUCCUGGAAUGGCUCUCAGGGCCUGGAUCUGUCUGUGGCUCGAGCCUCUUGUGCGGCCUCUGGUGCUCACCUUGCUACGGCAGCAGAGCUGCGCAGAGCAGUGCUGGAAUGUUCCUUUGCCACGUGCACCACAGGCUGGCUGGCAGAUGGCACCGUCGGGACGACGGUGUGCGGCAAGAUGAAUGGGGAGCAGCCGAGUAUGAAAGCCGUGGAUGUGAAAAUUGAAAGCGAGCUGAUUCCCGGCAACAGAUAUGAUGCCCUUUGUGUCAAGGAUGAAGACAAACCAUGUGGGGAUCCCCCUUCCUUCCCUCACACCAUUCUACAUGGCCAUACUGGAUUUGAGAUGGGGGAUGAGCUGCUGUACGUCUGUGCCCAGGGCUAUGUCAUGGGUCACAAAGAGACUGCCUUCACCUUGCUCUGUGACAGCUGUGGGGAGUGGUAUGGACUGGUACAGGCCUGUGUGAAAGAUGAAGCUGAAACACAUAUCGACUAUGAAGAGAAUUUCCCUGAUGAUAGAUCAGUGCCACUUACAGAUCACAAGAAGGACCAGAGUAAGGAGGAAGAGAAGGAGGCUGGGGACCUGGAAGAAGCCUCUGACAAACUAAAGCAGGGUUAUUCCAUCUCUGUUUCUCUAGGGAGAGAAAGCAUGGCUGGGGACAAGGACAUAAAGAUGAGGGGCCUGCCAGGAGAAGGCAGUGCUCCCACAGAAUCCCCGGUCUCCUUGCUGAGCCAGAAACAUUUAUUUUGGUUUCCAGCUGAGGGUUUUCAUGAGCCUGAGUUGGAGAAGGAGAUGAUAGAGGAGAAUGCCCAGAGGCAUUUUUCAGAUGGAGAUAACCAUAUUGGAGUGAAAUCAAGACUCCAUGAGCCAGGUACCAAAAUGAUCUAUGACAGUGCUGACUUCCCCAUUGGACCAACCCUUGGCAGGAAUGACAGCAAGGUGGGGGAACACAUUGUGAGCAGCAGUGAUGAGUCCUGGUUAGAUGGCUACCCUGUAACUGAUGGGACAAGGGAGGAAGAAGAAGAUGAUGAAGGGGAUAAGGGAGAUGGGUCAGUGGGUCUGGAUGAAAGUAUUCUGGUUAUGACUGACCAGCCCAACCAUGUAGAAGUAAAAAAAUCCAGCAGUACCAUGUUUACUAUAGGUGACGAUAUAACCCAGUUGACUGUCACUCUGAUGAGAACAUUGGACUAUGAACCAGUGACCUUCACACCUACUACUGCCCCUGAGAAUGUGAGUCCCAGCAAAGGAGUGAGUGACAUGGUCACAUAUCAGUCCACUGUGCCUUGGGGAUUUGCAACGGAUGAAUCUCCGUUGUCCACUUUACUCUAUGACCUUACCAACUCAACCCCAGGGACAAUGACGAUAGCAGAUCCCCAACCCCUUGACCAUAUCCCAUCACCCAGAGAUGCUGAGGCAGAUGCCACUACUCUUCCUCCUGCCCAGACCACCAUGCUCAGCACCCAUAGCAGCUUCCCAGACUCACCCUCUGAGGGAUUCAUGGAGCAAGAGCUUCCCACCUCAAGCAUAAAAGAAGAGCCUCUUCCAACCACUGAGUCUUGUGUGGGAGAGGAUUGCUCAAGCGUCAGUAAAGGCCCCGUAAUUGCUGUCAUAGUGAUUGUUCUGUGUUUGUUGCUGCUGCUGGGGGUUAUCAGUGCUGUGUGGUGCUACAGAAGGCGACAGCAGAAGAGCUCUGUGUAUAAGCUGAAUGGCAAAGGUCAGAUGCGGCACUAUCACCAGCAGAUUGAGAUGCAGAAGGUCUAACUGCCACCAAUG
Trichosurus vulpecula (common brushtail) is the source of this 1977-nucleotide messenger RNA. RefSeq names its product sushi domain containing 5 (gene SUSD5). Gene Ontology annotation, molecular function: hyaluronic acid binding. The transcript is spliced from 5 exons. NCBI's taxonomy places the organism in Eukaryota, Metazoa, Chordata, Mammalia, Diprotodontia, Phalangeridae. The record is from RefSeq and is a predicted model, not a curated record. Bases 1 to 1965 code for a protein of 654 amino acids. Gene Ontology annotation, biological process: Notch signaling pathway; cell adhesion.